GUAAAACCUUGCUGGCUCAGACUCUAGCUAAAUGCCUAGAUGUACCUUUUGCUAUCUGUGACUGUACUACCUUGACUCAAGCUGGCUACGUUGGUGAAGACAUUGAAUCUGUCAUUGCAAAACUCCUGCAAGAUGCAAACUACAAUGUAGAAAAAGCUCAGCAAGGAAUUGUUUUUCUGGAUGAAGUAGAUAAGAUUGGCAGCGUUCCUGGUAUUCAUCAGUUACGGGACGUUGGAGGAGAAGGUGUUCAACAAGGCUUGUUAAAAUUAUUAGAAGGCACAAUAGUAAACGUUCCAGAAAAGAAUUCUCGUAAACUACGUGGAGAAACGGUGCAGGUUGACACAACAAACAUCCUUUUUGUAGCUUCUGGUGCUUUUAAUGGUCUUGACAGAAUUAUCAGCAGGAGGAAAAAUGAAAAAUAUCUAGGAUUUGGGACACCAGCUAAUAUGGGAAAAGGCAGAAGAGCUGCAGCAGCUGCUGAUCUUGCAAAUAUAAGUGGAGAGUCUGAUCCACAUGAAGAUAUUGAAGAAAAAGAUCGCUUGCUGCGUCACGUAGAAGCCAGAGAUCUCAUAGAAUUUGGGAUGAUCCCUGAGUUUGUGGGACGUUUGCCCGUUGUGGUUCCUCUGCACAGCCUAGAUGAGAAAACCCUUGUACGGAUUCUUACUGAGCCACGAAAUGCUGUGGUUCCUCAAUACCAGGCACUUUUCAGCAUGGAUAAGUGUGAAUUAAAUGUAACUGAAGAUGCAUUGAAGGCUAUAGCCAGACUAGCCCUGGACAGAAAAACUGGUGCAAGAGGUCUUCGAUCUAUAAUGGAAAAGCUGUUGCUGGAGCCCAUGUUUGAAGUGCCCAAUUCUGACAUUGUAUGCGUGGAAGUUGACAAAGAUGUUGUAGAAGGCAAAAAAGAGCCAGGAUACAUUAGGGCUCCCACUAAAGAUUCAUCUGAAGAAGAGUACGACUCUGGCGUUGAGGAUGAAGGCUGGCCUCGACAAGCAGACGCUGCAAACCAUUAAAUACUGUCAGAAAGCUCGCCCGCCUAAAGCGCACUUGGUUCUUUCCUUACGAUUGCCCCUGGCUUCAGUCUGAUCCUAAAGGCAUUGGAUCUUAUCUCGGGAUAGGAUACGCUCUGAGGAACCUUAGUAGAUAAAUCAGAUCGUGUAUUUUCUUGCGACAUCACAUUUGUUCUCGAUGGACGUUGCGUGGACUUGGACGGCUUAAUUUUCAAAUAUGAAUUGUAUAUUCCACUUGUUCAAUUAAAAUGUAUAGCAGAUGAUAGCAGCACCUGGAUUGCUCUUGCUAGAAAUUAAACCAGCAAUGCAGAUGCUGCCAAUAGUUAAGAUUUUUGACAAUAAUGUUACUCUCCAAAUGGGAAAUCGAGAUUAAUUAUUAGUAGAGGGUG
Messenger RNA from Antrostomus carolinensis (chuck-will's-widow), 1396 nucleotides. RefSeq names its product caseinolytic mitochondrial matrix peptidase chaperone subunit X (gene CLPX). Gene Ontology annotation, molecular function: ATP hydrolysis activity; ATP binding. The annotation marks the transcript as partial. The transcript has 7 exons. NCBI's taxonomy places the organism in Eukaryota, Metazoa, Chordata, Aves, Caprimulgiformes, Caprimulgidae. The record is from RefSeq and is a predicted model, not a curated record. Gene Ontology annotation, cellular component: mitochondrial matrix.